AUGCCUUCCGUUACCAAGGCGGUCACAACGCUGGUCUUUCUCGCUUCUGCUGCAAUUGCCCUUCCCGUUCAUGUCGCUCGCCAACAGACCAGUGAAUGCGCGACUGGUACGUGGUACUACUCUUGUAACACUAACGUCGGCUGUUUCGAUCACGAUCCUUGUGCCAAACCCACUGCUGUUUCUGGCGGAACUCCCGAAAAGGCGAAGGACAAGCCCACUGCGACAACAACAUCAUCGUCGGUCAAGACCAUCGUCCCUGCCACGUUGUACGACAUUUACCCUGAGAAUCCCGACGAAUCUAGUGGCCCGGUCAACGGCGUGCAUCUCGAGACCUGGAAGGACAAGUCUCAGGUUGAGCAAGUGAUCUUCUUCAAGAACAUCCCCGCAGACGCAAAGAACUGCAAUCUGUCUUGGCGUCAAGGCCCUCGGUACUCUCGAAGAUUCUUCGUCAAGAAUAGCGAUGCACAAGCUGAUGCACGACCUCUAUCUGGUUUCCCGAGAACGAUCUUCUCUUUCUGGGACGACCGCAAGGAAGACGUGCAUCUUGUCGGGGGUGUAGACUGUGCUGAGACUGUUUCCUUCAUUGUUGGACUCCGAAAUGCCAAGGGCGAUUCCCAGGUCUACCUUGAGCAAGAUGAACAUGAGAACGGCUGGACUCUUACUUACCAUUAA
Molecule: messenger RNA, 672 nt
Organism: Fusarium proliferatum ET1
Lineage: Eukaryota; Fungi; Ascomycota; Sordariomycetes; Hypocreales; Nectriaceae
Exons: 2
Coding region: 1-672 (223 amino acids)
Source: RefSeq, a predicted model, not a curated record